This is a messenger RNA of Entelurus aequoreus (snake pipefish), 3238 nucleotides long. Its product is annotated as progesterone receptor-like. Gene Ontology annotation, molecular function: DNA-binding transcription factor activity; sequence-specific DNA binding; zinc ion binding. The coding region runs from base 471 to 2459 and encodes 662 amino acids. Lineage: Eukaryota; Metazoa; Chordata; Actinopteri; Syngnathiformes; Syngnathidae. The record is from RefSeq and is a predicted model, not a curated record. The transcript is spliced from 9 exons. Gene Ontology annotation, biological process: regulation of DNA-templated transcription; male gonad development.
GAUACUCUUUCAAGAGGCCCAGAAUCUCUAGCAACGGCCCUGCAUGUAGCUAUCAUGUUUAUGUCGCCAUCUGCAGUUCAAAGUCGUUUGUUAACAUAGCAUAAACGACAAGCCAAAUUUAGUGUGCGUACUUUUUUUCCAGCCUGCCUGGCUUUUCUCUCGCGUGAUCUUGGGACAUUAGUGGCGUCCAAAUAACGGUAUUGUUGUAUAAUUACACGGUAUUGUUGUAUAAUUACACGGUAUUGUUCGGCUAUAAUGUGUGCAAAGUUGACAUGAGCUGAUUGUCGUGUGAAGCUGUGGAAAAAAAAAGUUGUCCAACCCGUGGAUAAGAUCAGCAGGACGUCCCUUCUUCGCUACGUCGACGGCUGGUAUGGACUUCCUUCCCCCUGAUAUGACCACAGACUCCUCAGGAGGCGUCUCCUAGUUUGUAUUUCCUCACUUCUUCCUCGACCACCACGCUUGUUCACAACAUGGAUUUUUCCUCCACUUUGUCGUAUUUGGAGGACAACUCUAGAAGAAGAAGCGACCCGGACCGCUUCGACACCUGUCUGUGUCCCAGCACAGCGGAACUCAGCCAGGCGGUGUCCGUGUCCCUGGGCUUGGACGCGCUGUCCUCCCCGCUCCACAGCACCGCGCACGGCUCUGGCGGCGCCGCCGCUUUCCAGGUCUGCGAGGCGGCUCAGAGUUUCGGCGCGGCCGCGCACACCGACACCACAGAGGACGAGUUCGGCGCCGUGUGCCAAGGCAUGCAGCAGGUGAGCUGCAUGGACCUGCUGAGGUCCGACGAAGCCGACAGCUCGCCGACGCCGGUGACGCGCGGUUCGGUCAUAUCCACGUUCGUCUGCAAGGAGUCCAACUUGUUUGCGAACACGGAGCCGCCCUCUCAAAUGGACCGACUCUUACCACUCAGACAAUACACCGCUUACCCGCUCAACCCCAACUUGUACAGAGACAUCACGAGUGUUUUGUGCGUGGACGAGGGCGCUUACGGCGGCCGAGCCGAGCCGGGGAGGACCGGACAUCAUUUGGAGUGUAAAUAUUGUAAGUGUGGACAAGCAGGUGUUGGGUGCAGGCAGGAGUGCCGCUGUGUCUGGCACAACAGGGACGAGCCGAGCAAAGGAGGCAUGCGAGCAGCAGCCAUGGCACCGAGCUACGGCCAAGUGGAAAGUUACCAAAGUGAACACUCUCACGGCCAGCCCGCUUACCCAUCCGUCAAGACGGAACCGCCAACCUGGAUGGACUGCACGGAUAGGGGCUUCAGGCCUGAAGAUCUGUUCCCAGGUGUGUACCUAUCAGACAGGCGUGUGUGUCAGGUGUGUGGGGAUGAUGCCUCUGGUUGUCACUAUGGAGCAGUCACCUGUGGCAGCUGCAAAGUAUUCUUCAAGAGGGCCGCCGCUGGUAAACAGAACCACCUGUGUGCCAGCCGGAAUGACUGCACCAUUGAUAAGUUGCGGCGUAAAAACUGCGCCUCGUGUCGCUUAAAACGCUGCUUCAUGUCAGGAAUGAGCCUCAAAGGUCGCAGAAUGAAGGGAGCCAGCCAGACGAGGAGCGGGGAAGAGGAGAAACCUCCAACUGCCUUGAGGCCUGGUGAAUUAGGAGAGAAGCCAGAGAGGAGAGAUGUCAUCUUAGAGCACGGAAAUGCAGUUGCCAGGGCUCGAGCAUCCCAGCCUCUGGUUUUAGGCAUCCCCCGGACCCUACACUCCUGCCUAUCCCUGCUCAGCGUGCUCCAGACCAUUGAGCCCGCCGUCGUCAACGCAGGGCAUGACCCGGCCCUUCCAGACAGCUCUACCUCCCUGCUAACCAGCCUGAACCAACUUGGGGAGAGACAACUUGUAACAGUGGUAGGCUGGGCCAAAGCGAUGCCAGGUUUCCGCAACCUACAUGUGGAGGACCAGAUGACGGUGAUUCAGCUGUCAUGGAUGGGGGUGAUGGUGUUUGGUCUGGGCUGGAGGUCCUACACCCUCACCGACAGCUCCCUGCUUUACUUUGCUCCAGACCUGGUUUUCAAUGACCAGCGUAUGCAGGUAUCCAGUAUGUAUGAACACUGUAUGCGGAUGAAGAUGCUCUCCCAACGUUUCUGCACGCUGAAGGUCACCAAAGAGGAGUUCCUGUGCAUGAAGGCGCUGGUCCUCUUCAGCAUUCUGCCAGUGGAGGGCCUGAAGAACCAGCGCUGUUUUGAUGAUCUACGGACCUCCUACAUGAAGGAGUUGGACCGCUUGGCCAGCAACCGCGGCGAGACCACCCGGACACACAGGCUGUUUCAGCUCACAGAACUGCUGGACUACCUCCAGUUGGUUGUGCGCAAGUUGCAUCAGUUCACUUAUGAUCUGUUCAGGGAAGCCCAGUCCCUGCAGACUUGCGUCAACUUCCCGGAGAUGAUCUCGGAGAUUGUCAGCGUCCAUGUGCCCAAGAUCCUCUCAGGCAUGGUCAAGCCUAUUUUAUUCCAUAAUGCCAUUUAGAGAGAGGGGCCAUGAUGUCACUUGAGCUCCCACUUUCACUCCUUAGAGCAGUUGUGGUAAAAAAUAUCAAGAGUGACGAGGAUGAUGGAUAGGCAGAGAGAGAGGUACUGCAUCUGGACAGAAACAGAGAACUGAGCGCAUUCUUCCUGUCUAAUGUAAUCUAAUCACAUCUACCAUGUUCUUCUUGGUGCUUGUUCAGUGUCACGCACAUCAAAUGUUGUUGAGGCCUACAUUUAGUUAGUUUUGAAGAGUAAGUUUGCAGUUAACUCAUCUGUCUGCACUGCUUUGUUGUUUUUUGGCUAAUCUCUUCUCCCCCACGGUGAAUGUUGCUGUAUGCACCUUGGCUGAAAAAAGUUUGUGAAUCCAAAGGCGUUUUUAAAACGUCCGAACGCUCCUCUCAUCUUUGGAGAUGGUCAACUACUAGCAAACGGGCGGGAUUAUUGCACUUUUGAUGUUCUGUCCAUUUAUAUUUGCAUCAUUAUGACGGUCACUUAAGAAAAAAAGAAAUGAGCCCACACUGACUUUGUAGUUGAUUAACACUACCUGUAACUAUAUUUCUCUUUAUAUUUGCCUUGUUUUUUCAAUGUAAUUUCCAUUUUUUUCACUGUUGUAACUUUUCUACAAGUGAGCUUUCUCAAAAAUGUUUUUGCACGUGCCUUGUUGUAACGUAUGUAUUCAUUGUAACCUCCGAUAGUCUGAACGGUUUGUGCUGAACCAAAAAAAAAAAGGUCCAGCCGAUAACCUGCUCUUUUGUGGCAAACGCGUAAUAAAACUGGAGC